AUGGGCAGAUCCGCAGGGACGGCAAACUCGUCCGCGCACCGGCUGCCCGUCAACCACCGGCGACACAAGGUGCCUCCCGAGCAGCGGAAACGAGUCGCAACGGCCUGCAACAGCUGCAAUCUGCGCCGUAUCAAGUGCUCUGGCGAGAAGCCGUGUGCCCAGUGCAAGAAUGGCACAAGGGAGUGCGAGUACCCGGCACCCGUCGAGAAGGUGGCAGUCCCGCGAGCAGAGAUUGAUGCUCUCCGUGCCCGUUGUGACCAGCUCCUCUCAUGCCUCGAGCAGGUCGUGCCAGAUGCCAUCAGGAGGCAUGAGCUGCUUGCCAGGGCCGCUCAACAGUCUACCUACCACCCGAGCAGCAGUGAAGCAUCCACGCGAGCUACAGACUCGCAUGAGGAGGAACCGGGGCAAAACGACGGGCGGUGGCUCGCGGACCCUGAUGGCACUCAGCGCUACCUCGGCUCCACGUCGGGAGCCACGUUCCUAGAUCUCGUCAAGGAGUUCAUGAGAACCAUCUUCCCGCUCGCUUGGCCAAAGGUGCCCAACUCGGGCGUCGAGUUUCUCAGCUCGCUCGGGCAGUACCAGACGGGCGACUCGAGGCCCUUGGAAGAGCCAGACGUCGACGCAACUGUGCUGCCCACCAAGCAAGACAUGUCCAAGAUGAUGACGCAUUUGAGCUUCUUUGUCCAGGAUGGCGGCGGCGACUUCGCAUCAGGAGGCAUCUACUACUGGGGCAACCUCGAUGCCUCCAUGUUUGACGCCAUGACUUUUAACCAGAACACCGACGCGCGCAUUCUCCGGCGCCUGGCGCUGUUCCACGCCGCGUUCGCGCUCAACUCGCAGCUCGAGAUGCCUACCAAGUCGUCCGGCACGGACGAGAUUGGCGAGGUGCAUUUUGCCCGGGCGAAGAAGCUCCUCGGUAAUCCCCUCGACACGACAAACAGCUCGGUCGGUGACAUUCCCGUAUUGACCUUGAUGGCCCUGUACCUCAUUGAAAUGAACCGCCGUGAUGCUGCAUACAUGUACGUGAGCUGGGGUAUACAUCUGGCGGUCAUGCACGGCGUACACAUUGGUGGCUGGGUCGAUGAGCAAGGGCGACGAGCUUUCUGGACGCUAUAUAUCCUCGACAGAUGGCUCAGUUGCCUCAUGGGCCGGCCGCCGUGUCUGGUGGACGACGCCAUCAAGCUGCCGCCAGCACAGGACCAGAGAGGUCUGCCGCCGUCCAAAGGGCUGAAGGCACAUGUCGAGCUGAUGAAGAUCUGCGGAUACAUUGUCUGCAACACUUAUCGGAUAGCGCCCAACGAGUUUGAAGGCCUGACCACAUCGAACCGCAUCGAGCGGGCCCUGGCUUCUUUGAGUCGCUGGAAGGCGAAUCUGCCCCCAGAACUGACUCUGUCCGAUAUACAAAGCUACGACCGGGCGGCCUGUGAACUUCACAUGAUCCACAAUCAGCUGUUGAUUCUGACGAUAAGACCAAUAUUCUUCGUGGCGGUCAAGAAGACGGUGGCUGACAAGUUCAUCGAGCGCGACUGGAGCCUCAAGGGCCAUCCGCAGUAUCAACACAUUCAGGACUGCAUUGCAACCGCCAGGAGUAACAUCAAGCUCGGCCGCUGGGUGCGCGAAUUGUCCGGGAGCAAGAAGUUGCUGUCGCAGGACCUGCACCACAUCUUCAAUGCGGCCAUCGUGCUCUUGCUGAACCAGCUGCUCGACGACAACCUCGACGCCCAGGACUCGCUCGACAUAUUGUUCGUCAUUAACGUCUUCAAGGACGAGUCCUACGGCGAGAGGCGUGACUACCCGAAGGACUGCGCGCGGGUGCUCGAGGACCUCAAGGUGUUGAUCCAGCGUCUCCGCAACCAGACUCUGGACGACCAGGGGAUGCGCAGCCAGAACAUGGAGGACCAGGCGAUGUUUGACGCGAACCACGAAGGCUCGUCAUCGGCGAGAGCGAACUCGACCUCUGCGGCACCGCGGAGACAGCCUGUUGUUGCCCGGGGGGCAUCCUCGUCUUCAUCGUCCUCCCAGCAGCAGCAGAUGGGCCAACAACAACACCCUCUCAACCAGGGCGCCGCAGCGACGGCGGUGACCACCGCCUACGACGUCGGGUACAUUCUCAACCAGGACAUCCCCCAGAGCCUGCUGACGCUCCACCCGCAGCUUGCGUACAACAACAAUGCGCUGUACAGUGUCCUCCACGGCUGGAUGGACUAUGACGACUUCCAGCUGUACAACCAUCGAUUGGGAUGA
Molecule: messenger RNA, 2244 nt
Organism: Microdochium trichocladiopsis
Lineage: Eukaryota; Fungi; Ascomycota; Sordariomycetes; Xylariales; Microdochiaceae
Exons: 4
Coding region: 1-2244 (747 amino acids)
Biological process (GO): regulation of DNA-templated transcription; DNA-templated transcription
Molecular function (GO): DNA-binding transcription factor activity, RNA polymerase II-specific; zinc ion binding; DNA binding
Source: RefSeq, a predicted model, not a curated record